Molecule: messenger RNA, 2440 nt
Organism: Canis lupus familiaris (dog)
Lineage: Eukaryota; Metazoa; Chordata; Mammalia; Carnivora; Canidae
Gene: GDF15
Product: growth differentiation factor 15
Exons: 2
Coding region: 60-983 (307 amino acids)
Biological process (GO): SMAD protein signal transduction
Cellular component (GO): extracellular region
Molecular function (GO): growth factor activity; cytokine activity
Source: RefSeq, a predicted model, not a curated record
UUAUAAAGGCCAGUCCAGCGGCGUCCGGUGGCUCAGUUCAGAGCUCAGCGAGCACCGGCAUGCCUGGACAGGGACCGGCACCAGCACACUGCUCUCCCAUGCUGGUGAUACUGGUGAUGCUCUCCUGGCUGCCUUCGGGAGGCGCCCUGUCUCUGGCCCAGGAGCACCUCCCCGCCUUUCCAGGACCCUCAGACCCGCACUCCAGUACCGACGUGUCCAGAAUCCAGGAGCUUCGGAAACGCUACGAGCACCUGCAGACCAAGCUGAGGCUGAACCAAGGCUGGGCCGAUUCAAACCCUGACCUCGUCCCUGCAACUCGAGUCCGGAUACUCACUCCAAAGCUGCGACUUGGGCCGCGAGGCCACCUGCACCUGCGCAUCGCCCGGGCCGACCUGACUGCGGGGCUCCCCGCAGCCUCCCGCCUACAUCGGGCGCUGCUCAGAUUGUCCCCGACGGAGCCGAGCUCGUGGGACGUGACGCGGCCGCUGCAGCGUCAGCUCAGUCGUGUAGGUUCCCGGACGCCCACACUACGCCUGCGACUGUUGCCUCGGUGGGACCGGUCGCGAGCGUUGCCUUCUGCACGUCCGCAGCUUGAGCUGCACUGGCGGCCACGCGCGGCCAGGGGGCGCCGCAACGCGCAUGCGCACGCCCGGGACGGUUGCCCCCUCGGGGAGGGGCGCUGCUGCCGCCUGCAAAGCCUGCGCGCGUCGCUCCAGGACCUGGGUUGGGCCAACUGGGUGGUGGCGCCCCGCGAGCUGGACGUGCGCAUGUGUGUAGGCGCGUGCCCAAGCCAGUUCCGGUCGGCUAACACGCACGCCCAGAUGCAGGCGCGCCUGCAUGGCCUGAACCCCGACGCCGCGCCUGCGCCGUGCUGCGUGCCCGCCAGCUAUGAGCCGGUGGUGCUCAUGCACCAAGACAGCGACGGGCGCGUGUCGCUGACGCCCUUCGACGACCUCGUGGCCAAGGACUGCCACUGCGUGUGAGCGCUCCCGGUCUUUCACUUACGGCUCGCGAGCAAUGGAGGUGACCCCAGAGACCCUGCCUGUCGAAUGGGCUUGUGGGGCCUGAGAUUCCCGACUUCCCACCACUGCUAUCUAUACUCCAUCCCGCCCAAACCUCUGUAUUUAUACGUUUGUAUUUAUUAUUAAUUUAUUGGGGUGAUCUUGGGGAUUGGAGGGUUGGGGAGGGCUGGUCUGACGGUGUGCCUUUAUUUAAAACUGUGGUAAUAAAAAUGAAGGUGUCUGACCUGAGCCCCUUGGUGUCCAGGAUGAAGCUGGUGACUCUGGGAAGAACCUUCCCUUCCCUGGCCCCAGUCUCACAGGGGACCUGGUAUCAGGGUGAGUGGAACUGUUCAGGGAAUGCGUGCUGGAGCGUUCUGGGAUGUCAGGCAAUCAGAUGGUGCUCAUGACACCGAUGCACCCAAUGACACCCUUCUCUCUGUUUCUGCUUCUCUAGCUCCCUGUUCUCUGUUUCUGAGACUUUCUGCGUGUCAGGCUCACCCAUAUCUCAUCUCUCAGUAUUCCUGUUUCUGUGCCUUGUCUCUAUCACUGCCCUGCUGUCUCUCCUUGCUUUGGAGUCAUCCUUCCAAACACAGGCAGCCCAGAUCAUGUCCAUCUGCCCCCAACCUAGAAGAGUUCCAUCACUUCUGUUUGUGGCACCUCCCUCCAUGUUAAUGGUACCUCUAUUUUUUGUAUAAAAAGAGCAAGGGUGGGGGCCAUGCCCUGUGCUGCUAAGGCAGCUGGGAGUUCCAGGGCUCCACCCAUGCUUAGUUUUCCCCAGCCCGCAAGUGACGGCAUGGUAGCCAUCCCCCACAGCGGCUCACUGGUGACCACCUGUGCCACUUGCGUUCCAUUUCCAGUAACAGUUCCUGCAGAAGUGCAGAGUGUCCCGGGGAAGCCAUCCCUCACUACCCUGGCUGACCCGGGUUACUGGUGGGCAAGCUUCUCUUUUGGGAAGUGCUGUUCAUGCUCCUGUUCAUGGCUACAGUGUUGGAGUCCCCAGGACCCUUGGGAUCUCUCUAGGACUCUAGCGGCAAGAUCACCUGUGACUUGACUCUGGAAGCUAUGAGGAAGCAGCUUGGUGGCCAGCCUGCAAAGCCAACACCCAGCCCCAGGCUGUGGCCAUCCCCAGCCAACCUGCCUCAGGAGGCACAAGGCUUAUCAGAGCUCUUUUCCCCUUUCUUCCCGUCCCCUCCCCCUAGACCAGGCAGGCUGCAGCAAGCAGAAGCAGUUGGGUUCUUUUAUACUGAAACAACAAAACACCAAAAAGGAAGUUGAGAGAACCCCACUCUUUACUAUCCAAGCUACAGGCAAGCUUUCCUGACACCCUGUAAUUGUGUGCCUUGCACCAAGUGGAAAAUAAACUCCAAGCAGCCAGUUAAAGAGAGAGAGGGGGAAAAAAAAAAAAACAACACAGGAGGAAAUAAAUACAUUGUGAAGAA